Molecule: messenger RNA, 1596 nt
Organism: Vicia villosa (hairy vetch)
Lineage: Eukaryota; Viridiplantae; Streptophyta; Magnoliopsida; Fabales; Fabaceae
Product: PI-PLC X domain-containing protein At5g67130-like
Exons: 8
Coding region: 233-1240 (335 amino acids)
Biological process (GO): lipid metabolic process
Molecular function (GO): phosphoric diester hydrolase activity
Source: RefSeq, a predicted model, not a curated record
UAAGAUGCAUAAACCUUUGGAAUUGCUUAUAAGACAAAUGUCAUGGAAUAGUCGGAAUAGAGCAUCCAAGAGACAAAAUCUAAAAUUCCAUCUUCAAUUAAUUUAUGCAGAAGUUAUGUAAAAUAGUGCUGGUAAAAAUUAGUAGAGUGGUGAAACCCUAGAUGUUAUCAAUCAUAGACAUAAAUCGGUGUUACAAUUUUUUAAACAGAAUUUAAUUUAAUUUAAGUAGUUAAUGGAGAAUUAUCUUCUCAUCGCGACUUUGAUCAGCGCGAGUCUUGUAUUUGGUUGCUAUGUACUUGUUCAGAUUGGAGAAACAUGCUCGAGCGACGUUAACGACUGUGGUACGGGGCUCCAGUGUCUGGAGUGCAACUCGCAAAAUCGGUGUACACGAGUUCGAACUGCUAGUCCUAUUUCAAAAGUGAUGGAGCUUCCAUUUAAUCAGUACUCAUGGCUUACAACUCAUAACUCUUUUGCUUCGAGGGUAGCGAAUUUGAGUAUAAACUCUCAAAUUUCGUCUGUCACGAAUCAGGAAGACUCCAUUACAGAUCAGCUGCAUAAUGGUGUGAGAGGAUUAAUGUUAGAUAUGCAUGAUUACCAUGGUGACAUUUGGUUGUGUCGCGGGCCGUGCACAAUAUUUACAGCCUUUCAACCUGCUAUUCAUGUUCUGAAAGAGAUCAAUGUAUUCCUGAAACAACACCGAACUGAGAUCGUCACCGUUUUCAUUAAGGAUCAUGUAACAUCGCCAAAUGGUAUUAACAAGUUGUUUCGUAAAGCCGGUUUGACGAAAUUCUGGUUUCCAUUGUAUAAAAUGCCAAAGAAUGGUAGUGACUGGUUAACAGUGAAGAAAAUGAUAACCAUGAAUCAUAGACUAAUAGUGUUCACUUCAAAUGCAACAAAAGAGGCUUCUGAACACAUUGCCUAUGAGUGGAACUAUGUUGUAGAAAAUAAAUAUGGAAAUGACGGAAUGAGUAGAGGUCAUUGUUUAAAUAGAGCAGAAUCAUUUCCAAUGAACACGACAACGAAGUCACUAGUCUUAAUGAACUAUUACAGAAAUGUUCUAAGUUCUAAUGAAGCUUGUAGGGAUAACUCAUCGCCAUUGAUUCGCAAGAUGCAUAUAUGCUAUAGAGCUGCUGGUAAUCGAUGGCCUAACUAUAUUGCUGUUGAUUUUUACAAGAGAGGUGAUGGUGGGGGAGCCCCGGAAGCAUUAGAUGUUGCAAAUCGAAACUUGUUUGGGCCGUAGAUCAGUCAUUUGUGCAAUGUAUGAAACUACUUUCAUGUCAAUUUUUUCUGCUACAUGGGAUGUAGAGCUUACAGGCUUAAGAGCAUAUGUGCUACAAGGAUAUUGAUAGUUUUUGUUUCUGUCCUCCGUUUCAUAUCUAAUUAAUAUGUAUACAUUUUUUUUGGACAAAAUGGAUACAUGUAUUGUUUUGUUUUGUUUUCGUAACCAUUCUAUUGGUGUGGGACUAUGAUGAUGACUAUAUGUAUUUCUAUGAGAAACAACUUUUUGUGUUAUAUAAGAUGUUAGCUUUUAGCCGUUUGUGGGGGGUAUCAAUCAAUACUCAAAUAGGCUAUGUUGUUUUAUUUAGAUGUGUGGUG